AUGGCAAGUACAAGCCCGCCAAGUGUGCUAAAAGCAUACUAUGAACAAUUUCAAAGAGAUUUCUCAUUGUUCCUAAAGUGUCGUUCCAAGGAACUAGUCACCGGAGGCCGAAUGGUUCUAACUUUUCUUGGGAGGAAAAGUGAAGAUCCCUCUAGCGAAGAGUGUUGUUACAUUUGGGAGCUUUUAGCUAUAACACUUAAUGACAUGGUUUCAGAGGGCCUCAUAGAAGAAGAGAAACUGGAUUCAUUCAACAUCCCUCAGUACACACCAUCCCCAACAGAAGUAAAAUCCGAGGUCGAAAUGGAAGGAUCUUUUGGAAUCGACCGCCUCAAGGUUUCUGAAGUCAAUUGGAAUGCCUACGACAAUGAAUUAUUUGCAUCGGACUCCUAUAAGAACGGUGCAUACAAUGUUACAAAGUGCAUGAGAGAUGUGGCUGAACCCUUGCUUCUCAAUCACUUUGGUGCAACCAUAAUCAACGAGGUGUUCUGCAGGUACAAAAAGAUUGUGGCUGAUAGAAUGUCCAAAGAAAGAAUUGAGUUCAUCAAUGUCACUAUUGCAAUGACUAAAAAGGGGAAGAAGAAGGAUCCUUUAGGAAUGACUGACCUUUUUUCAAGGCCAUCUCAUGGAAAGGCCGAAUAUGGGCCCUACACUCAAAUUAUGGCCCGUAGUGCAGCCCAUUGUAUCGGAUACUGGUCAAGUGGACUUGUGGCCUUUUUAAAGAAAGCUAAUAAUCGAAUUGUAGCAUGA
This is a messenger RNA of Ilex paraguariensis (yerba mate), 747 nucleotides long. NCBI's taxonomy places the organism in Eukaryota, Viridiplantae, Streptophyta, Magnoliopsida, Aquifoliales, Aquifoliaceae. The record is from the annotation of a GenBank genome assembly.